GGAGCCAGCGGUCGACCCCGGGAAGAAAAGAAUAUGGCUUCUGCCGCCGAGGGCGGCGGCGCUCCGGGGCGUGCUGGGCGCCACUGAGCGCCAUGGUGAACUCCAGCCGCGUGCAGCCGCAGCCGCCCGGAGACCCGGGGCGCUCGCCCGCGCCGCGAGCGUCCGGGCCCGGGCGCUUGGUGGCGGGAGGCGCCGGCCUGGCUGUCCCCGGCGGCCUCCGGGAGCAGCGGGGCCUGGAUAUCGAGAUGGAGCGCAUCCGGCAGGCGGCCGCUCGGGACCCCCCGGCCGGAGCCUCGGCCUCGCCAUCCCCUCCGCUUUCAUCCUGCUCCAGGCAGGCGUGGAGCCGCGACAACCCGGGCUUUGAGGCAGAGGAGGAUGACGACGACGACGAGGUGGAAGGAGAAGAAGGAGGGAUGGUGGUGGAGAUGGACGUGGAGUGGCGACCCGGCAGCCGAAGGUCGGCCGCCUCCUCGGCGGUGAGCUCGGCGGGCGCCCGCGGCCGGGGGCUGGGGAGCUACCGCGGCGCGGCUCACCCGAGCGGGAGGCGGCGCCGUCUAGAGGACCAGGGUGCUCCGUGUCCCAGCCCCGCGGGCGGCGGGGACCCGCUGCAUCGCCACCUCCCGCUAGACGGCCAGCCGCCCCGAGUGGCCUGGGCAGAGAGACUGGUGCGCGGGCUGCGAGGUCUCUGGGGAACAAGACUCAUGGAAGAGAGCAACACUAACCGAGAGAAGUACCUGAAAAGUGUGUUACGGGAGCUGGUCACUUAUCUCUUUUUCCUCAUAGUCUUGUGCAUCUUGACCUAUGGCAUGAUGAGCUCCAGUGUGUACUACUACACUCGGACACUGUCACAGCUGUUCUUAGAUACCCCAGUGUCAAAAACAGAGAAAACCAACUUUAAAACUCUUUCUUCCAUGGAGGACUUCUGGAAGUUCACUGAAGGCUCCUUCCUGGAUGGGCUGUACUGGAAGGCCCCGACCAACAACCACACGCAAGCUGACAACCGAAGCUUUAUUUUCUAUGAGAACUUGCUGCUAGGAGUGCCGCGUCUACGCCAACUCCGAGUCAGAAACGGAUCCUGCUCCAUCCCUCAGGACCUGAGAGAUGAAAUUAAAGAGUGCUAUGAUGUCUACUCUGUCAGCAGUGAGGACAGGGAUCCAUUCGGACCUCGGAACGGAACCGCGUGGAUCUACACAACUGAAAAGGAGCUGAACGGGAGCAGUCACUGGGGAAUCAUAGCAUCUUACAGCGGAGCAGGCUACUACCUGGAUCUGUCCAGAAACAGGGAAGAGACAGCGGCCCAGCUUGCUGGCCUUAGGAGGAACUUCUGGCUGGACCGGGGCACUCGGGCAGCUUUCAUUGACUUCUCGGUGUAUAACGCAAACAUUAACCUGUUCUGUGUGGUCAGGUUAUUGGUUGAGUUCCCAGCGACAGGUGGUGUGGUGCCUUCUUGGCAGUUUCAGCCUGUAAAACUUAUCCACUACGUCACAGCCUUUGAUUUCUUCCUGGCUGCCUGUGAGGUCAUCUUCUGUUUCUUUAUCCUUUACUAUGUGGUGGAAGAGAUAUUGGAGAUUCGCAUUCACAGACUGAGCUAUUUCAGGAGUUUCUGGAAUUGUCUGGAUGUUGUGAUUGUUGUGUUAUCUGUAGUAGCUAUGGUGAUUAACAUUUACCAAAUGUCAAAUGCAGAGGGGCUCCUACAGUUUCUCGAAGAUCAAAAUUCUUUCCCCAACUUUGAGCAUGUGGCAUACUGGCAAAUACAGUUCAACAAUAUAGCUGCUGUCAUGGUGUUUUUGGUCUGGAUUAAGCUCUUCAAAUUCAUCAAUUUUAAUAGGACCAUGAGCCAGCUCUCCACAACCAUGUCUCGAUGUGCCAAAGAGCUCUUUGGCUUCACCGUCAUGUUCGCCAUCGUCUUCUUGGCGUAUGCUCAGCUGGCGUACCUUGUCUUUGGCACGCAGGUUGAUGACUUCAGUACUUUCCAAGAGUGUAUCUUCACCCAGUUCCGCAUCAUUUUGGGUGAUAUCAACUUCGCAGAGAUGGAGGAAGCUAACCGAGUUUUGGGGCCACUUUAUUUUACUACAUUUGUGUUCUUUAUGUUCUUCAUUCUUUUGAAUAUGUUCCUGGCAAUCAUCAAUGAUUCCUACUCUGAAGUGAAAUCAGAUCUGGCCCAGCAGAAAGCAGAAAUGGAACUCUCAGACCUUAUCAGAAAGGGCUGCCAAAAAGCACUGGUCAAACUAAAACUUAAAAGAAACACAGUAGAUGCCAUUUCAGAAAGUCUCCGGCAAGGUGGCGGCAAGCUAAACUUUGAUGAACUUCGGCAAGACCUGAAAGGGAAGGGCCAUACAGAUGCUGAAAUUGAGGCCAUAUUCACUAAGUAUGACCAGGACGGCGACCAGGAACUGACUGAGCGUGAGCAUCAGCAGAUGAGAGAUGACCUGGAGAAAGAGAGGGAGGACCUAGACUUGGAACACAGCUCUUUACCACGUCCCAUGAGCAGCAGAAGUUUCCCCAGAAGCCUGGAUGACUCUGAGGAGGAGGACGAUGAAGACAGCGGCCAUAGUUCCAGGAGGAGGGGGAGUAUCUCCAGUGGGGUUUCCUAUGAAGAGUUCCAAGUACUAGUGAGACGUGUGGACCGCAUGGAGCACUCCAUUGGCAGCAUUGUGUCCAAGAUUGAUGCUGUGAUUGUCAAGCUUGAGAUCAUGGAGCGGGCCAAGUUGAAGAGACGAGAGGUGUUAGGACGGCUGCUGGAUGGAGUGGCUGAGGAUGCGCGACUGGGUCGGGACAGUGAGAUCCACAGGGAGCAGAUGGAGCGUCUGGUGCGGGAAGAGCUGGAGCGCUGGGAAUCCGAUGAUGCAGCUUCUCAGACAGGUCAUGGUGUAGGCACACAAGUGGGACUUGGUGGCCAGCCACACCCCAGAAGCUCGCACCCUCCUUCCUCCCAGUCUGCAGAGGGCCUGGAAGAUGGAGGUGGAAACGGAAGUGCCAAUGUUCAUGUGUAAUAAUCCACACGUGUUUGUGUGCUCCUGAGACACGGAGAGCUGGUUGUCCAUAUGGCAAUGACAAAUUCGGUCUUUAUAUACCCCGACUGCAUUAUGAUGCUGGUCUUUGUGACCAAUUGUUAUAAACUUCUGCACUUUAAUUUAUUUCACGUAAACGAAACCCGUGGUUCAAGGAAGGUUGUCUUAUUACUUUUUCUCAUAUGAGAAAUCUAGAUGUAAAUAUUGAGUUCAGAAAGAAGAAAACUUUGAAAGUACGCCGAGUUGCUGCCCUGCCAUAGUCUUCAGGUGACAGUGUUUGGGAGUUAAGCAGAGCCACUAGCCUCUAAGUUCCUGUGGAGCCACCACAGUCAACAGCGUUCGUCCAGUGUGAGAUGCUAAGGGAACGCAUGCCGUAUCUUUACACUGAGGUGCAACUCAGAGCUUACUGCAUACCUUUCUUCUAAGGAAGGAGCCAUAUUUCAGCAACCUCUCUGGGGUGCAGAGAAUGGAUAUGUAUGUAGCCAUUGUGCUACUAAAGUGUGCACGUGAACAGUUGAGAUAGAUGCUAAGUGCCAUACCAGUUUGAGGCACUAAGCAUAUCAUUUAAUUUUUGUGUUAUUUAGCUUUUGUUUGAGUUUGGCAAGGAAAGCCCAAAAGAUAAAUUGCACGAUAAAAUGUAGGAUUGAAAGGGGCCUUCACUUCUCACUACAUUUGACUUUCCUUUUUUUUUGUUGUUUUUGUUUUUGUUUUUGUUUUUUGUUUUUUGUUUUUUUGAGACAGGGUUUCUCUGUGAAGCCCUGGGUGUUCUGGAACUCACUCUGUAGACCAGGCUGGCCUCAAGCUCAGAAAUCCACCUGCCUCUGCCUCCCAAGUGCUGGGAUUAAAGGUGUGCCUGGCUUGACUUUUCAAUUAUUUGGUAGCAUAGAAAUUUCUCAAUUUUUCUUUCCUGUGUGUCUCAUUUAGAACCAAAUUUAAUAUUAAAACAACAAAUAAGACAAGCACUGAAUAUUUUGGUACACAAUGAAAGUUUUAACUCAGAAAAUAUGUACAUGUGAAGCAGUAUUUUAAGAAAGUUUUGAGGUGCAUAAAAGCUCUGUAAAAGUAAAGGCUUGGUUUAUGUUGUACCUAGAAUAUAGUUCUCAAAUAUUCUUAAUCUUAUAUUUCAAAAUGGAAUCAUGUAAUGUAAAUUCAGUUCAUUUUUAUGUGAGGCCCUUGGGUAUUAUGGGUUUAUAUAUUUGCAGAAGAGCUCAGCUAAAAGUUGACUAUCAGCAGUAGUUUUCAUUAAGAGAGAGUCUCACUAAAUUUAUAGGGGAAAUCUAUUCUCAAUAUCAUUUUUUUUAUCUGUCAAAGAUAGGUUUUCACUAUAUAAUCCUGGCCAGCCUGGAACUAACUCUAAACUAGGCUGGCCUCAGACUCACAGAAAUCUGCUGGCUGUCAGCCUUAGUGCUGGGAUUAAGGGCCCGUGUGACCACAACAGUUGGUGCAUAACUUGGCCCUUUGAGAGCCAGGAGAUCAGAAGAAACAAAGCCAAGCUGGCAGAGAAGCCAGAAGUAGAGAACAAGUAGAAGAGAAUCCUGGGUUUAGUACCGUAUUUGAAAUUCACAAGAAUUCAUUGACUUCCUGGAAUAUACCAGACCUGCAACAGACUGCUGAACAGACCCACCUCUUCUAGGCUAGCUUCUACAGGAGCGAGGCAUGCCAUGUUUCCUUGAUUCUCAUGGCUCCAUGUCAACCAUUCUCUUUCAAAUAUGCUACACUAAUUUUUUUCCUUCCUAGGUAUUGGGUUUUGCAUUCUAGGGGUAUUAUUGUGUGUAUGUAUUUAUGUAUGUAUACUGUGCUGUUACAAGUGAACAAACUUCAAUUUGAAGUGCAUUCAUUAUGUGGUAUCCAUGUGUACUGACCAUAUGCCAUAUGUCUAUUAUGGUCACUAGAACAUCUUUUAUGAUGCUUAUUAUUACACUGUUUCUCAUUUAACUGGUAAACUUUUAUAGAAUUAUAUUUUUUCCCUUUACAUAUAAGUUCAUAUAUUUUUCUACUUUUGUCCUGUGAAGUUUAUCCCUAAUCACUUUUCUAUUAGUCUCCCCUCUGUAAUGGGUAUAGUUAAGAUAUUACAUAUACAAGAUUCUUUGGACAAUCAACAAUUUCCUAACUGUAAUAAUGUGUACAUUACUUAAUAAAGACUUGACAUACUA
Molecule: messenger RNA, 5164 nt
Organism: Mastomys coucha (southern multimammate mouse)
Lineage: Eukaryota; Metazoa; Chordata; Mammalia; Rodentia; Muridae
Gene: Pkd2
Product: polycystin 2, transient receptor potential cation channel
Exons: 15
Coding region: 93-2993 (966 amino acids)
Biological process (GO): detection of mechanical stimulus; release of sequestered calcium ion into cytosol; potassium ion transmembrane transport
Cellular component (GO): membrane
Molecular function (GO): signaling receptor binding; voltage-gated calcium channel activity; potassium channel activity
Source: RefSeq, a predicted model, not a curated record